CUAUCUUGGGUCCAGAAGAAGGAAAAUGUGUACUAGCACGGAUACAGACCUCCUUGUUCCUUGAGAGACAGCGAGGGAUGGUGGACAACCCAACUUAAAUGAGACAAAACAGUGGAAAACCCCAAAAUAUUGUCAAUAUGGGGCGCUCUGCCAAGCUAGGUCCCCGGAUAGUUUCACAAUGUGAUGACGAGACUUUGGAAAUGAAAAGUGUACUGCGGUUCGAGACCUUAGACAUUCUUUGCUGAUGGGAGGUGAGAAAGGAACAAGACUGCUGACCAUAUUUCUCAUGACGUGUAUGAUACAAAUAUGCGACACAGCUUGUGCUUUUACGCGUAGCCCCAUAAGUACCACCUUUGAUGAUAAGAUCAAAGAUUUGAAACUCCACUUACCUUUGGAUUACCCUGUAACUACUGUCUCAAAUUUGAUAAACGAGAACAGCUGCUUGGAUAUUUGGCAUCUGUAUUUUUGUCAACGAAAACUCAAGACAAUUGCAAAUGUUUGUGGAGAAGAACUGAAAAAAAAAAUAAACGGAUUUGUGGCGAAACUGGAAUUUAUUGAAAGAUGUGGAUUUCAAGUAUCAAGCAACUGCUUAAUCCAGGAGAGGAUGAACAUAACAGUAUUUUUAGACAAAAUGUCCAACAGCAUGAAAAGCGUGGAAAAGAACUAUGAAAAGGGUUAUUCCCAGUGCACUAACAUUGUCUGUAAUCAAGAACAGAUACCAGAGGAAAAACAGAAUUUCUUUCUUCCUGCGACAGCAGAUCUACCCCACAAAGACCAGCAAUGGGAUGACAAUAAACAACAGGGAGACAGAUGUCAUCACAUCCCGUGCCGCCGUCCAACGGGUAAGCAGGACGUAACAAUGUGGACUUACAGAAACAAAAAGUCUGCUCGUCCCAACGAAAUGCAGUUCUACGUGGUUCUUGUCUCUGUAGUUUUGGGGUUGUUCCUGAUUGUUUGGAUAAACUGAUGUGCAAAUUACAUAAACACGAAGAUGAGGCUACAUUGAAGUAUAGAUGUUUCAUCAGCUUUUUAUGGAAGAAGGCUAUUUCUUAAAUACCUUACAUUUUCUAAAGUAUUGUUUUCAUAAAGUGGGGUGUUUUUUGUUUUUUUUGGAAACUUAAACGAAAAUGUUAUUUUGCCUGGAAUUUUUGAUCCUAAAAUGUAAAGCCUAACGCUCCAUUAAUAAACAUGGUCUCUGAAUAUCUGUGACUCUAGUUCUUGUAAUGAACUUUUAUAAAAAUGUUACUCUGUUCGGUCAUGAAUCAUUUUUUUUAACAUGGUCAUUUCUAUGAAAUACUCAUGGACUCGAUGGAACUUCAUAAUUUUAAGCCUCAACGUUGAAGCAGAAGUUUGACCUUCACAACUUGUGUUAUAAUUAAAUUCAUGUAUUAAAACAAA
Molecule: messenger RNA, 1398 nt
Organism: Spea bombifrons (plains spadefoot toad)
Lineage: Eukaryota; Metazoa; Chordata; Amphibia; Anura; Pelobatidae
Gene: FLT3LG
Product: fms related receptor tyrosine kinase 3 ligand
Exons: 9
Coding region: 245-967 (240 amino acids)
Biological process (GO): positive regulation of cell population proliferation
Cellular component (GO): cell surface; membrane
Molecular function (GO): cytokine activity; receptor tyrosine kinase binding
Source: RefSeq, a predicted model, not a curated record